AUGACAAAAAUUUCCUCCAGCUUAAGACACCCGACUCUACCUCGAGGCAAAGGGCCUCCAACUCGUCAGCUCGAGGAGAAGGAUCAACGUCUGAGGGAGCAGAGCCUCGCACGCUCUGGCCAUGGACGAAUGGCGGGUCCCGAAGAGGAAGCCCUUGAGAAAACGGAGCCAAAAUCUGCCAAGUUGCAGACUAAGACUAGGGUGACUAUGACCUCCUGCCAGCCCCCUCUCCUCAGCCCCAACAGUUAUAGCUCCCUGGAUCUGAGAAUUCCAACCUCUUCCACCAGCCCUGUUCCCAAGCAGAGUGAAGCCGAGGGACCGACAGCAUCGUCCCUAGAGCAGGGAUACCCAGAGAGCCGCAUGCUUCAGGUGGGAGGGCAGGAUGCCCACCAAGAAGACGUCCUUAAUGACUCUCCUGAGAGGAGAAGCUUCAGCCGUCGAGGGUCCAGUCCCUCGGGGUCCUCGCUGAUCAAGGACCCAAGCCGCAGGAAGGACCCAGACCACAGCGUACCGGAAGUCAUGCAUGGCGUUUCUAAGGUUCUGAGACUCGAGGACUCCCCCAGGCUGAAAAGUGAAAUGUGGGCACUAGAGGACCACACAGAUGCAAAGCGCCAUCAGUCUAGAGCUGGGGAAAUUCCUUCCUUGAGGCACAGCGAUAGGGACGAUACCAACACCUCACCCCCGCUGGCCCCUCCUUCCUCACUGGGUCCCCCAGGUCUCUCCAGCCCCAGACAUCCGGCCCCAGCCAUUCCACCUUCCCCCACUCCAGGGUCCCUGGAACAAAGACACCAGAAGCCACGGAGGUCGGUUACAUGGUUUGACAGGAGGAUGGAGUCCUUCCUGGAGCUCAGUUUGAAGCGGGACCACCAGGGAAAAAUCAAGCAUGGCGACAUGCCCGAAGAAUCAGUUAAGGCCCUGGAAACCAUCUUGAAGAGAAAGCACGUGGCUUUUCUUUCUGGGCUUUCUCUCAUACGUUACCUAACUGGGCCUGUCACAGUGUACCCAGUAGGGCUGAUCGGGCUGGCUGCGAGAACAGGCCACGAGCCUACCCCUACUGGAGACCAUCCUGACUGCAGUGUGGCCGACUGGGUGAAGGGGGUGGCAGCUGAGAAGGCCCAUAUCUUACCCGCUGCUGAAUGCCACCAGGCUCCAAUGGACAGCGGAGAGCGCCGCCACCCCCAGGAAGCACAGAACCGGGCCAGACCUCGGAGCCAAACCGUGUGGGCCCAAGGACCGAAGAACUAUGGGCCAGGUUCCCGCCCCAUCAACUCAUCAUUCUGCCCUCCCAGGUCUGCAGGCCACUUAGGACCUACCACAUCUACACAGAGUGGGAAGGAGGAUGCUGGAGAAGCCCACAGCAGGGCCUCUGUCUCUGCACUGGCUGAAGAGUUCCCAGGACCAGCCAAAUACAGGGGCCCCAUUUCUUCCACCUUGGGCCCAGCGAGGGCCAGCAAGAGCAACCAGGCAUCACCUCAAGCUUCAUUUUUAGCCAGGCUGAAGAUGUGGCUCAGUUCUCUCGGCAAAGGCCAGCAGUCCAACAUCAGCCCCAAGGCUUGGGUGAUAAUGGGCUCAAAGCAGCCAUGCAAGUGGAGCUCAGCAUCCAGGAACAACAAACUGGCGAUCUCAGCAUCUGCGUUGUCCUGA
This is a messenger RNA of Tachyglossus aculeatus (Australian echidna), 1644 nucleotides long. RefSeq lists its product as uncharacterized. The record is from RefSeq and is a predicted model, not a curated record. NCBI's taxonomy places the organism in Eukaryota, Metazoa, Chordata, Mammalia, Monotremata, Tachyglossidae.